UGUGUCGCAGGGUUAAUGGCUUAUGAUUUGCCAACCAGAACCAUAAGGAGAGAUAUGUGGCUGAUGUGGCAUCACGCAGGUUUUGUUCCCUGGAGGCUGGAUGUUGUUGGGAUCAGAGUUGCCAAGAGCAAGUCAAAAAACAUUCUGGUGAGAAUGAUAAGCCAAGCUGGGACAGGUUUUGCCUUCAACACCAAGAGAAGCCGCUUACGGGAGAAAUUGACUCUUUUGCAUUAUGAUCCAAUUGUGAAACAAAGAGUCCUCUUCGUGGAACAGAAAAAAAUACGCUCCCUUUAAACAAUGGAUUGAAAAUGAAUUUGAUUUAUAAAUGAGAAGACUUAGGGCGGGGAUACUGCUGAUUCAAAAAUCUUGCGGUGUGUAAGAAAAGAAGAGGAAAUGGCACGGAAUCACUGCCUCCUGCGAUUUGAAGGCCAUUGUGAAGGAAAACAAUGUAGUGAAAGAAAGUUCUUCAUAUUAGGACAGAUAUCAUUGCAUCACAUUUAUUUAUCUUUCUGGAUAUUUUUAUAGCCCUUAAUAAAAAAUUUAAAAUAGCCUA
Microcebus murinus (gray mouse lemur) is the source of this 553-nucleotide messenger RNA. NCBI's taxonomy places the organism in Eukaryota, Metazoa, Chordata, Mammalia, Primates, Cheirogaleidae. The record is from RefSeq and is a predicted model, not a curated record.